Molecule: messenger RNA, 1224 nt
Organism: Trifolium pratense (red clover)
Lineage: Eukaryota; Viridiplantae; Streptophyta; Magnoliopsida; Fabales; Fabaceae
Product: peroxidase 7-like
Exons: 2
Coding region: 13-1038 (341 amino acids)
Biological process (GO): hydrogen peroxide catabolic process; response to oxidative stress
Cellular component (GO): plasmodesma; plant-type cell wall
Molecular function (GO): heme binding; peroxidase activity
Source: RefSeq, a predicted model, not a curated record
UUUUGAAACAUCAUGAAGCUCCACUACCUUAACUCACUGUUUCUUCUUGUGAUCAUCUUGGAUCUAAGUACCAAUAUCUAUGGUCUCUCAUCAUCACAACUCGUGCCCAAAAAAAUAUUGAAGCCAUUAUUACCACCUCCUGAAGCCUUGCUUUCAAUUGGUCACUAUCAUGGAACAUGUCCAGAUGCUGAAGGCAUUAUCUCACAAAAAGUUGCUGCUUGGAUUAAGAAGGACCCUACCUUGGCCCCAUCCAUCAUCCGUUUGCAUUUCCAUGAUUGUGCCAUCAGAGGAUGUGAUGCAUCAAUUUUGCUUAACCACUUAGGGAGUGAGAGAAAAGCUUUUGAGAGUAGAUCCUUGAGAGGUUUUCAAUUGAUUGAUGAGAUCAAGGUUGAGCUUGAGAAGAGGUGUCCUAGAACAGUGUCAUGUGCUGACAUUCUCACAGCUGCUGCAAGAGAUGCAACAAUUUUAGCUGGAGGACCAUUUUGGGAAGUCCCAUUCGGACGAAAAGACGGCAAGAUUUCAGUAGCCAAAGAAGCAAAUUUGGUUCCACAAGGACAUGAAAACAUAACAGGUUUGAUUGGUUUUUUUCAAGAAAGAGGACUUGACAUGCUUGAUUUGGUUACUCUCUCAGGCUCACACACAAUUGGAAGAAGCACUUGUUAUUCUGUUAUGAAUAGAAUUUACAAUUUCAAUGGAACUGGUAAACCUGAUCCUUCACUUAGUAUCUAUUACUUGAAGAUGUUAAGGAAAAGAUGUAAAAAAGAUUUAGAUUUGGUGCACCUUGAUGUUAUAACUCCUAGGACUUUUGACACUACAUAUUACACAAACCUUAAGAGGAAAGUUGGUUUGUUGUCAACAGAUCAAUUGCUGUUUUCAGAUGUAAGGACAGGUCCUUUUGUGGAAGCAUUUGCAACACAACCUUUUCUUUUUACUAGUCAAUUUGCUGUGUCAAUGGUGAAGCUUGGGAAUGUUCAAGUUUUGACUAGGCCUAAUGAAGGUGAAAUCAGAGUCAAUUGCAAUUAUGUCAAUCAUGUUUGAUUGAUUUUUCUAUUUAAUGUGUUGUUGAUUUUAUUGUUACGAUGUUAUAUUUGAGUUUUGUAAGGGUACAUUUAUUGUAUUCCUUUAAGAAACUUAAGAUUGAAUACUUAUAAGACUUAGAGGAACAUUUUGUAUCAAUAAUCUUUUAAGAUAAAGGGAUCAGAUGUAACUCUUGAUUUAAGAGUG